Molecule: messenger RNA, 507 nt
Organism: Musca vetustissima
Lineage: Eukaryota; Metazoa; Arthropoda; Insecta; Diptera; Muscidae
Gene: mRpL41
Product: large ribosomal subunit protein mL41
Exons: 1
Coding region: 1-507 (168 amino acids)
Biological process (GO): translation
Cellular component (GO): mitochondrial large ribosomal subunit
Molecular function (GO): structural constituent of ribosome
Source: RefSeq, a predicted model, not a curated record
AUGCAAAAUUGCAAACGUAUCGUAUCGUCACUGUCGACACUAAGUGGUCAUCGUUCGAUUUCCACCACCGCACCGCUGGAAGGCAAACGUAAUUUCCGUAAAUUCUUGGUUUACAAUAAACGAGGCACCAGAGUCGUCAAAGAAGCACAACGUAAAAAUCCUCUCGAGGCACCGGUACCAAUUCACAAGCGUGGUGUCCGCGAUACCGGCAUCUAUGUAAAUGGCAAAUAUGUUGAGAUUCCAGAAAAGAUUCCCGAAUUAAUUGUACCCGAUUUGGAGGGAUGCAAAUUGCGGCCAUAUGUUUCAUAUAAGGCACCCGAAGUCAUACAAUCGGAAUUCACCAGUUUGGAUUUGUUCAAUGCCGUAUAUUCGAAGAAGAUUAUCGAUGACUUCAAGGAGGGCAAGUUGAAGGAAGAUUUGUCGCCUGUGGAACCUUCAGAGAAUGAAAAGUUGACUGCAGAGGAGGCCCUGAUACGUGCUAGAAAGACCGGCUCUGAUAUUUUCUAA